AGUGGGAACAUUACACGAUUUGAAAUUGACGGACGUUCCAGAAUAGAGAGAACGGGUGCAUUGCCUUCCUUAGCAAAUUAUUUAUUCCAUUACAGGUUAUUUAGUAGUUAUUUUACAUUAAAAUGGCUACAAAUUUGAUCAGCAUACUGUUGUAGUUAUGGUAAGUUUCGUUUUGAGGAAUUUGAUAACCAGCUAGCAAGGAUAUAACGAUAAGCUCAGUGGCAAGGACGCUUGAAACUAGUUGGGUGCUUUGUGUGCAAUUGCGACAGUGGUUGAAUCGUUUUUGGCAAAUCUAUGUUAAAAAAAACGUCUGGUUGCUAGGUAGACAGAACGCAAAACAGUACUACGAAGGGAUAUGAUGAGAAGAAAGGAAGUAAAGUAGCUAGCUAGCUCGCCAGUCAGGGAAGCAUGAGAAGGAAGCGAGAUGGUGAAAUUCUUUGCUAGGUUGUAUGAUGGAAGGACUGGGAAAGGAGAGAUCCAUAUGCAGUUCUAGGCCCUUCCCAUGGCUCAGUCAUCCCGAGAAAGAGGCCUCGUCCCGGCUCUGGAAACUCACAGACUGCUUCUCCACCUCCGAGCAGCAAAACACCCCAAGUUACAACACAGACAAACAAAACGAUUACAUGGACAACAGAAAGCCAGUAUUGGAGCUGAAAGAUCUGCCUCCUCCACCGCAUCAUACCGCUGCCUCCCAGCCCUUCCCCCUCGCCCCCCUCCCUCUGCCCCCUCCCUGUCAGCCUCCUCUUCCGCAAGACUCCCUCCAACAACUACCAGAACAGGGGGGUAGUCCCAAAGUAAGCGUGUGCACUCACUGUGAGCACUGCAGCACAGACCCAUUAGGUCGGGGUGGUUAUGGGGUUGUUAGUGGUGGAGGUAGCGCUAGUAUUAGUAGUGGUGUCGAGGUCAGCAGCGGUGUCCCACUCUACCUCCCUCCAAGUUCUCAGGAAGCCUCUUUCAGCAGGCUAGGAGCCAAUCAAAUAACGCCAACCGCCCUCAACUCGCACCCGCACUUCCCCAGCCUUGGUGGUAGUGGAGGAGAUGCUAGAGCCACGCUACUCCCCUCUGGGAGCUACAAGCUCCACAUCCCCUCUGUAGACACCACGUCCCAGCCCCUACCCUUUCAGUCUCACUCCCACCUACCAUGCUCCUGCUGUACAGGAGGCCUUCUCAGACCUCUCCACUCUUACCCCUCCAUCCCUUUACCCUGCAACGAGUCUAAAUUCAUUACCACCUCCGCCCCCUACUCUACCCCCCACCAUAGGACUUGUAACCUGGGUACUCCCGCUGGGUAUUACCCCUGUGGUGGUGAUUACAACCCUGCCACUCUGGGGGUCCAGAGAUCAUUGGCAGCACACAGUGACCCCCACAUACCCACCUCGGGACAUAUCUGUUCUUCUAAUGCUAUGCACUUCAAUCUUGAACGCACAGUUUGUCGCACGGGGUCGCACUACUGCCGGGAUUGUUUGACGAAGCCUGCAGACAAGUUGUGGCCUAACAUUCCUCUGCCCUCGGCCCAGUCGGCCUCAGUGCCAAUCCCUGUGUGUAACGGCUGUGGGACCUCCUCCGACGGCCUGCUACUGCUGGGUUCCAGCCUGGGCAAAUCUGCAACGAAGUAUGGUUCUCCAGAAGGUCCUGAGAACAUCCCUCCGGUGGGUGUUUUCUGGGACAUAGAGAAUUGCUGCGUUCCCAGUGGUCGCUCUGCUGCAGCCGUAGUCCAGCGCCUCCGCAGCCACUUCUUCCAGGGCCACAGAGAGGCAGAGUUCAUCUGCGUCUGUGACAUCAGCAAGGAGAACAAGGCCGUCAUCCAGGAGCUCAACAACUGCCAGGUGACGGUAGCGCACAUUAACGCUACCGCCAAGAACGCUGCGGACGACAAGCUUCGUCAGAGCCUGCGGCGCUUUGCAGAAACACACACUGCCCCUGCUACUGUGGUGCUAGUCUCCUCUGACGUGAACUUUGCCAGUGAGCUGAGCGACCUCCGGCAUCGCCAUGGUUUCCAGGUGAUCCUGGUCCAUAAGAGCGGUCAGACGUCGGACGCCCUGCUGCAGCACGCCCACCGCCACGUGGCCUUUGAAGAGAUGGUAGCCGACCUGCCGCCCAGACAGGCUGUCAAAUCACAGGAGCUAGGUGGACUGGAGACCAAGCCCAAGAUUGGGGGCUUCCCAAAGGAGAAAGGCCAGCGCAACUCCUCCCCCCACAGUAACGGAGAGGGGCCGUCCCAGCAGCACCCUAUCAAGGCCGGCCUCGUAGGAGAGUCUAUGUUCAGCUGCAGGAGGAGGGACCUCUCCAGCCCCCGCAGUGCAUCUGACUCUGAGCGUCAUGUGGACCGGAGCUCUGGAGAGUUCCAGGUCAGCACCCCGUCUGCCUUCAGCAAGCUGACCCUGCACAAGACCUUUAGCGCCUCAGUCCUCCCCCAGCCACAGGGCCUCUCUCAAGGCUCCUGGUCCUCACGGAGUGGAUCCCCAUGCAUGUCGAGCCGCUCCUCCCCCCCUAAUGGGCCCUCCUCCCCGGGGCACCAGCAGCCCCUGUCUGCCUGUGGGCCCCCAGGCCCGGAGCCAUUCUUGGACGGGGCAGAUUUACAGGUGGCCAACCUGGACUACAGGAUGUCCCGUAAGGAGCUGCAGCAGAGCCUGCAUGAUGCCUUCUCCAGACACGGACGGGUUAAAGGCGUGGAGCUGAGUCCCCACACAGACUACCAGCUGAAGGCCACCGUCCAGAUGGUCUCCCUACAGCAGGCCAUCAGUGCUGUGAGCAGCCUGCACCGCUACAAGUUAGGAAGCAAACGCAUCCACGUCUCCCUCAUCACCGGGGCCGGCAACAAGUCUCUAGCCAUGCUCCGCUCUGAAAUCUUCCAGAUUCUCCAGGACGCGCCAGCCAGCUGUCUUCCCCUUUUCAAGUUCACUGAAAUCUAUGAGAAAAAAUUUGGUCGUAAGCUGGUGGUGAGCGACCUUUACAGACUACAAGAGGUGGUGGCGGUGAGGGAGCAGGGUGGAGGCAGGCUGGUGUGUCUCCUCCCCAGUAGCCAGGCCAGGCAGAGCCCUCUGGGGUCGUCUCAGUCCCAGGAGGGGUCCUCGGCUAAUGGUAGUCCUGUGGUGUUUGAACAGUUGGAGUACCACGAGCCUGUCUGCAGUUACCACUACACACAGCAGAACUUCAGUGAGGCAGACUUUGACCCAGACUCGUAUAAGAUUCCAUUUGUGGUGGUGUCUCUGAAGACCCUGGCCUCCCAGGUCCACUGUCUGCUACAGUCCCAUGAGGGAACCCUGCCCCUGCUCAGUUUCUCUGAGUGCUAUGCAUCAGAGUUGGGCCCCCUGGCGGUGUCUGAGGAGGGGGAGGAGGAGGGGAGUGUGCCCUUGGAGCACCUCAUCACCUGUAUACCAGGCAUUAACAUCGUCACUGCUCAGAACGGCUUCAAGGUCAUCAAGUGGAUCCACAACAAGCCGCCCGCAUCCAACACAGACCAGUGGACGCAGCGGUGUAAGUCCCCGGUGGGGAACCCCCAGUUGAUCCAGUUCAGUAGAGAGCUCAUUGACCUGAUGAAGGGUCAGCCCUGCAACCUGAUGCCCAUCAGCAAGUUCAUACCGGCCUACCACCACCACUAUGCCAAGCAGUGUAGGGUCUCUGACUACGGAUACUCUAAGCUGCUGGAGCUACUGGAGGCUGUGCCUCACGUACUGCAGAUCCUUGGCAUGGGGACCAAGCGUCUGCUGACCCUGACCCACCGUGCCCAGGUGAAGAGAUUCACCCAGGACCUCCUCAAACUGCUCAAGUUCCAGGCCAGCAAACAGGUGGCCAUCACGGACUUCAUGCAGGCCUACCAUUGGUGCUUCUCCAGAGACUGGCGGGUGCUGGACUAUGGGAUGUGUGAUCUGAUGGACCUGCUAGCUGAGAUCCCUGACACCACCAUCACCAUCACACACCAGGACUUGGACACUGUCAUCUCUGUACCCAAGAGAGAUCGUACAUCAGAUGAGAUGGAGCGGACCAAGCAGUUUGGUAAGGAGGUAGUGGACCUACUGCGUCACCAGCCCCACUGUCGCAUGGCCUUCUCCAAGUUCAUCCCUACCUACCACCACCACUUCGGACGCCAGUGCAAACUCGCCUACUACGGCUUCACCAAGCUCAUGGAGCUCUUCGAGGCCAUCCCCGACGUACUCGUGGUGUUGGAGUGUGGAGAGGAGAAGGUGCUGACCCUAACAGAGGUGGAGCGUGUGAAGGCCCUGGCUGCCCAGCUGGUCAAGAUGCUCCGUUCCCAGAGAGACUCCAGCCUGCCUGCUGCCCAGCUACUGUCUGAGUACAGCAAGACCUUCGGCUACGGCCUGAGGCUCCAGGACUACGACGUCUCCUCCCUGCCCGCCCUGCUCGUCAACCUCUGCCACGUCGUCAAGGUGGUGGACGGCGCUAACGGCCGUGAGGUCCAGCUGAUCAACAGGAAGUCUCUGCGCUCGUUAACGUGCCAGCUGCUGUCCCUGCUGAUGGGCCUGGGGCAGCACGAGGGAGACGGCUCCGUCAGCGUGGAGGGCUUGAGUCUGCUGUAUCAUUCUGUACAUGGGGUACAGCUCAACCCCUGUGAAUAUGGCUUCCUCUCACUCAGCGAGCUGCUGAAGAGCCUGCCUUACCUGGUGGAGCUGUUCUACGGUGAGGGUGAGGAGGAAGGCGAGCGUGGCGAGGAGAGAGUUAGACUAACCCGCCUGUACCAGUUUGCCCGUAGGGUGCGUGCCCUGCUCCACACCUACCACUACCACCAGAUCUUCCUAACGGAGUUCCCCCGGGCCUACGCCAAGUUCACCGGACGCGGCCUCCAACCUCGCUCCUACGGCUACGGCAGCCUAGACGACCUGCUCAACGCCAUACCACAGGUAGUGUGGAUCAAAGGACAUGGCCACAAGAGGAUUAUCGUUUUGAAGAACGAUAUGAAAGCAGCACGAGCCACUGGAGCCAGCCCUGCAGCCUCAGAGGAGCCUGAGGACGGGGCCAGCCAGAGAGACAGCCCCUGUAGCAACACAGAGUCUGGAACUCACAGCCCAGGUGUUGGUGGGGUGGAGACAGAGCUGCUGUGUCUGACUUCUCCAAUAGACCUGCUGUGUGGCCCAGUACCCUCCUGCCUGCCCUCUCCCCAGCUGCACCCUGACCCCGUUCUCCAACAGGCUGACCUCAUCUACUUCGGGCAGACGCCAUCACCAGCAGAGCGUGAUAAACCUGAGGAAGCUGUAGCAGAAGAAGUAGCAGCUCCUACUGUCUGUGACACAUCUGAGCCUAUAGAACCACUAACUGACAACAACCAGAAUGUUGUUGUUUUGGUUUCUACAACAACCAAGCCUCCACAGAAUGUGACCCGCAAAAUGGCGUCCGUUGAAAACAGCCCCAGCAAGAGGGCUCCUCGCAAUAAAGUGAAGCUGGCAGCUAACUUCUCUUUUACAGACACGCACACGCACUGACAAUCACAUGCUGGAACAAGCGCACACACACACACACACACACAUUCAUCACACACAACUCAAAAAUGAAGAGUUGAUCGGCUAAAUUGUAAAAAGCCCCAAAAAUAAUGAUUUGUUUUUAGUCAUGCCCCCCGCAACAAACUGUGACAUUAUUUCCUUUCAUUGCCUUUUCCCCUAAUCUUUUCAAACUCAAUCAUCAUGUUGAUGUAGGUGUUUCUUCACAAAGCCAUGCGUUUUCUUGUUGCAGUUAUUUCUGCCACAGCCAUUCAUUUUUCAAAGUCGUGUAAUUUUAGUCAGAUUAAUGCAUGUCCAGAAAGGUUUUGUGGUAGAUAUUAAUUAUAUACUAUGGAUAAACUGUUUGGAAACAUGAUUCUCUGAAAGGGGAAAGAGAACUUUCCCACAUUGGACAAUACAGCAACAACAAAUACUGAGGUAGUUGGCACUGUAGCCACGAGUUUACACUGCAAAUCGCAAAAGAUGCCUAUUUUACCACUGAAUACCCUUACCUGAACUCAAAACCCCUCAGAGAUUUAAUACAGUAACUUGUUUAAAAAUGGGAACUUAUACAGGGAUUUUAUAUCAUGUGUCAAGGAAGCUCUGAGGGAAAGCUAUAUAAAUAUGUAGAGAAACGUCAUUAUUUUGAUACCGCCUUGCUAUGUUUCAAGAAAGGAACCGUAAAGUGUCUACUGCCCUCUCCGCUGUGUUGUCCCCUUUGCAUUUUGUCAUCGGACAAAUGCACUUCUUCAUACAGCUAGAAGUAAAAAAAAUAAUAAUUAGAGCUUUGCCAUUGAGGCAGCUUUGGAGGUAGUAUUGACAAUUAUCGUUAUUGAGUACCCAUGCCCAUCUCAUUCUUUUAACUCUUUCUCUUGGGCAAUGUUUACCAUUGUGUUUAGUUCACACUCCAGUGUUAGAGUCCUCAGACAUAAGUUCCACCUUGACUAUGUUGUUUCAUAAAGUAGUAGCCUAUAUGACUGGUGUUUUCAGUUUCUCAGUUAAGUAUCGAGUCAAUGGCAGGAGUGAUCAAAAUGGCUUCGAAGUAACUUUGAUGGCAGUCUGGUCUCAGUCAAAUCGAUCUAAGCUUGUAUCUGUGUGUUCUCAAUGGGGUGUCGCAAUCAGCGCUGUCUCCAAUGUGUACGACAGUGUGAAAGAGAAGGAAUUCUGAUUCCUCGGUGAUGAGUUUUGAACGAGCUCUUGACGAGGUUGAGGGCCAGUCUGCCUUGGGCCGUUAUUUAGGCAAGGCAGAAGCCGAGACCCUGAAUACUUGGACCAAGUGUUAAAAAGCUUAGAGGCAGCGUGAACAAAGAUAUGGUGACACUGUUUGCUGCCGGAAGCUAAGUCGAAAUAAUUUCUGUUUUUGUAUUUUUAGAGAUUGAGUGCGGUUUACACUUGAAUAACUUAUAGGUGGUGUGUAAUAUGCAGGUUGUGCAUAAAAAAAUAAACAUUUUAUGCAUGGUGUAAACCUAUUAGGUCAGAAAUCAGACUGUUAGUGAACUGCAUUUUUUAAAGAAAUUAGUUGAAGUUGUCUUGUUUCCGCAGAAACCAUAUAUUAGAGGUAUUGUUUACAUCACCCCCCCCCACUCCUGGUUACCGUUUACAUCACACACACACACCCCUCCCCCACUCCUGGUUACUGUGGAAACGCCCAAGGUUGUUUUUGUUCAACCUUGUUGCUUUUUGUCUACAUUUUCAGUGUUGUCUCUACUGGUUGAGUAGAGGAGCUGGGAUUUUUGAUUUUUAAAACAUUGAGAUAGACUUGGUGUUUUUAGUAAAAGUGGAGAGAAGAGAUGGGCACUUGUGUGCUCCAGCUGCACAUGAAACAGCAAGAGGGGCCCCUGGAGGCCCCCGAAAGGGACAAAGGCCCUCGUGCGGCUCUGGACAACGCCUGGCUCUUACAAUGGCUUGUAUCUGCCAUGGCGCUUAGUAAGGGAUGGCGUCUGAAUGGACUGGAGACAUACCAAACCUCAUUCGUCUUUACAUAACAUUUUUACUUGUGAUUGUCUAUAGAUUUAUUUUUUGUUGUUGCCUAUCCUACGUGUUGAUGAGAGUGCUGAUUGUACCAACCAACCCCAAGUUAUGACAUUGAGUUCCUACCGACAAGCAUGGUUUGGAAAGUAGAAGGCAUGACAUGAUGUAAGGGAAAAACAGCAUCCCUAUGAACGGAUGUUGAAAGAUGCCGUUUUCUCUCUUGUGCUACUGUUGAAGAUGCAGAAAAGACCAGAGAAUUGGGCCAGGGCCCCUGAUGUCCAUCUCCUUUGAUCCAAAAUGUCUUCCUUCUGUCAGUGUUACUGUAUGUGUUGGAGAUUCAGUUGAAGACCAGAGAAAUUGGGCCAGAGCCCAUGAUAGUGAUCUUCUUGCCAAGAGCCAAUAUGGCUGCUCAGAUUCCUGUCCUGUUAGUGUUUUUCCUGUUGACUGUGUUUCAAAUUAGCAUCUAAUUUGAUUCUCCUCGUUAGUUACUAGACUUUUGUGUUUUGAAGCCCCUUCCUGUUUCUAAUUACAUUACUCACUCAGUAAAGGAGGUGGAUUUCCCAGAAUCUUGAGCGAUUUCCGAUACGGUAUAUUGAGGGAUAACGGCUUAAAGGCUCAGAAUCUUCCAAAAGUGUUAGACCCAGUUUUAACAAUGGGCAGAAUCUUAUUUCUCUCUUUAACAAAGGGACAAUCGGCACAAAAGUUGCCUUAAAAUUGUGCUCUAAAACUUAAAUUAUACUUUAGUUUGGCCUCGAAAGAUACAACUGCGUUUUACGUUAGAACUAACUCCCAGGUGCUACAGUGUCCACUAUCUCAGAAGGCAGAGUUAAAAAUAAGAGGUACAAUUGUCAUAAGUUUGCUUACAUCAAUAAAAAGCAGCAUGUACUGGUAAAGUACUCCGUAUGCACCUUUGCAUAGCUUUGGUUCUUGUAAAAGGAGGUUUAUUGUGGGUUUGUUCAUUUCUGAGGUGAAAAAAAAAAAUGUUUUGCAAGGUUUUGUCGUUGGAUAAUUUGUAUCGGACUCCACUAUAGUGCGAAUUAAUUGUAUCUCGAAGUGAGUAGAUCAUGGUCUGCAUCUGAAACGGCAGCAUAUUCCCUAUAUAGUGCACUACUGUAUAUGAACUCUGGUCAAAAGUAGUGCACUAUAUAGGGAAUAGGGUGAUAUUUUGGAUAAUACCAUGUCUGUCAAUGUUUGUUUGCACUUCUCUUACAGUCUCUCUGUUGUACUCCCAUGGAACUCACCCCCUGCAGUUUUUGUCAUCAAGGUUAUCCUUUGUGAUAAUUUUUCUGUUCUGUAUUUGUUUCACUGAAGUGUUCUAUCGUUCCUUCUCCCUGUUCCCCCUUCACCUCACCUCACCAUACACAUACAAGACGUUGUUGUAACCGUUUCAUUGAUGUUGAGGGGACCAAAUGAUUUCUGUUGAAUAAAUCACUCAAGCAUUA
Messenger RNA from Salmo salar (Atlantic salmon), 8842 nucleotides. Its product is annotated as meiosis regulator and mRNA stability factor 1. Lineage: Eukaryota; Metazoa; Chordata; Actinopteri; Salmoniformes; Salmonidae. Gene Ontology annotation, molecular function: RNA binding; RNA nuclease activity; CCR4-NOT complex binding. The record is from RefSeq and is a predicted model, not a curated record. Gene Ontology annotation, biological process: regulation of gene expression. Gene Ontology annotation, cellular component: peroxisome; cytoplasm.